Messenger RNA from Oncorhynchus kisutch (coho salmon), 826 nucleotides. It is a transcript of the gene adcyap1b, whose product is annotated as adenylate cyclase activating polypeptide 1b. The transcript is spliced from 4 exons. NCBI's taxonomy places the organism in Eukaryota, Metazoa, Chordata, Actinopteri, Salmoniformes, Salmonidae. Gene Ontology annotation, molecular function: pituitary adenylate cyclase activating polypeptide activity; neuropeptide hormone activity; peptide hormone receptor binding. The record is from RefSeq and is a predicted model, not a curated record. Gene Ontology annotation, cellular component: extracellular region; perikaryon; neuron projection. Gene Ontology annotation, biological process: positive regulation of ERK1 and ERK2 cascade; neuron projection development; adenylate cyclase-activating G protein-coupled receptor signaling pathway. Bases 1 to 525 code for a protein of 174 amino acids.
AUGGCACGGUGUCAUAGAGCCACUCUAUUGCUGUUGGUCUGCGCCAUCCUAAUGCACUACAGAAUCUACUGCUCGUCUAUAGGACUCAGGUAUCCCAAGAUCAGACUAGAAAAUGAAGUGUAUGAAGAGGAGGGGAAUAUGUUAACAGACAUAUCUUUUGACAACGAUCAGAUAUCGAUACGAAGCCUGCCUUCUUUAGAUGACGUUUACACAUUGAAGUACCCGACAGAGAAAGGAACAGAGAGACGUGCGGAGGAGGUGGUAGCUAGAACAUUGAGGGAGAUUCUGGGCCAGCUGACAGCGAGGCAGUAUCUCACUGCACUGAUGAUGAUACCUGUAGGUGAGGAGAGUCGAAUGGAGGAUGAAUCGGAGCCGUUAUCAAAGCGUCACUCAGAUGGCAUCUUCACAGACGGCUACAGUCGCUACAGGAAACAGAUGGCUAUGAAGAAGUACCUGGAGGCAGUGUUGGGGAGAAGGUACAGACAGCGAUUUAGGAACAAAGUAUGGAGGCUCACAUAUUCGUAGCGAUUCUAGCCCUCCCUUACCCUGACCCUAAACCUAACUCUGACCCUAACUCUGACCCUAACCCUAACUCUGACCCUAACCCUAACUUUGACCCUAACUCUGACCCCAACUCUGACCCUAACUCUCUGUUAUAUAUACUCAUCCUUCAAACUACAUCCUUAUGAAUGCUAUACUAUAUCUGACCAAAAAGUGGUUUGUGCCUGUGUUCCUUAAACGUAUAUUUACAGUUGAAGUCGAAAGCUUGCAGUACAUACAAUUUAGCCAAAAACAUUUAAACUCAGUCUUUCACAAUUCCUGACAU